Molecule: messenger RNA, 1048 nt
Organism: Trichobilharzia szidati
Lineage: Eukaryota; Metazoa; Platyhelminthes; Trematoda; Strigeidida; Schistosomatidae
Source: the annotation of a GenBank genome assembly
AAGUCUUAACCUCUACACUAGUCGUUCCCUGUAGGAAAUUUUAUUUUUAAUUUUACUUUUAUAUUGCUUUUACUUUAAUAAUUAAUUCACUGUCAUCACUAUCAUAUGUUCCUGUUUUACUUCCUCUCACCCUCUUCACAAUUGUUAAAUUGACGCUCAACUACCUUUCUUCUCACUCAAUAAGAAUUUUAGCCUUAUCAAAUUUCUAACCCUUUCUUCCUUUGUGCCGUUGAGUACUACGUAGUUUACAGCUUUGACAUUUACUUCUAAAGCUAAUUCUGAGUAAUCAUGCCAAUUAUGUCACCCCCUAUUACUCAAAAAUAGACUACUGUAUAUUUCUGGUUAACAUAAAUACGACUGUACAGCCUCUGACGAUGAUUUCGUCGAGAAAGAAGCAUUUUCUUCGCUGAAUUGUCUCUUAUUUUCUUCAGAUCGAAAUAUCAACAAGAAACCAUCCUCAAAAGCCACAAGAAAAUUCACUCUACCAUAUAUAAACAAUAUCUCUGAAAUAACGGCUAGAAUGCUAGAACCAUUUAAAGCAGACAUAUCACACAGGCCAAGGCAAUCACUUCAUUCAGUAUUGUGCCGAACAAAGGAGCCAACAACAGAAAAAGAAGAUAAGGUCAUCAACAUAUACAAAAUAAACUGCAUAAAAUAUGAUCAACACUACGUCAGUCGAAGUGGGCAUCCUCUCCAACUCAGAAUCCAAGAUGAUAAAUUAGCUGAGGAAAGACAUGGUAUGUAUUCACUCAGAUCGAUGCUUAUGAGCAAUUAUGCACACCAAUUCGAUUGGGAGAAUGUAGAAACGUUAAACAGAGGAAACACCAAAAAUGCAGUCAGGGAAUUUCUAGAAGUCUGGUACUCAAAUGAAUCAGGCAUUGAAACAACUCAUUACUAUGCAUCAAAUUUACUAACUGUUAAAAGACUAAUAAUCAUGUGACAAGAAUUUUGAAAUUCCAACUCAAUAAAAAAUUAUCAACAGAGAUGUAAAUUAACAACGAAUGACAACCCGAAUGAGGUUGUCAAGAGGAGAUACAAUUAUGUCAAC